CAAGCAGUAGCACACACCGCCGCUCGCUCCACAGCAGAGGACAGGAGGAGGAGCAAGCGAGCAGAGGCAGCAGCUGCUAUGGAGGCGCGGAGGACGGGCAGAGAUCUCCUCGCGAGCUUCGUGCUCGCGGCGUUGGCCGCGCAGGCAUUCGUGGCCGUGGUGGAGUCCAGGGCCAGCCCCGCGGAGAAGGCUAGCCAAGGCGACGACGUGAAGAAGCCGGACUGCGUGCCGGGGAUGGACCCGCGCUCGUUCCCGGGAAUCGGCAGCGGCAGCCACGGCGGCGGCAUCACUCCCGUGACGCCGUCGCACUCGCACGGAGGCUCCACCGGGACGCCGUCCCACGGCGGCGGCGGCGGCGGUGGGGACUUGCCGUCGCCGUCGCACGGAGGGACAACACUGCCUUCCCCGUCCCACGGCGGCAGCGGUGGGGACUUGCCAUCGCCGUCUCACGGAGGGACAACGCUGCCUUCCCCGUCCCACGGCGGCUCCGGGUCCACGCCGACGUCGCCCUCCACCGGCGGCUCCCCGUCUCACGGCGGCUCCGGGUCCUCGCCGACAGCCCCGUCCACCGGUGGCGGCUACGGUGGCUCCCCGUCCCACGGCGGCGGCGCGUACGGUGGGUCUCCGUCCACUCCCGGCAGCGGUGGCGCCUACGGAGGCGGGUCUCCCUCGCCGGCCCAUGGUGGCGGCGCCUACGGGAGCUCCCCGACGCCGGCGUACGGCGACGCCCCCUCGCACGGCGGCAUAGGGACCUCGUCGCCGACGCCGUUCGACCCCCACAGCUUCGGCUCUCUCCCGGGCUCCUGCGACUACUGGAGGUCGCACCCGAUGGAGAUCUGGUCGGCGAUCGGCGGGCGGUUCCCGGGCACGUCGUCGUCGAUGGGGACGAUGGGCCACUUCUUCGGCGCGGCUGGCAGGGUAGGCGGGACGGACGUGAGCAUCCAGGACGCGCUGGCGAACACGCGGUCGGACGGCGCGGGCGCGCUGCUGCGCGAGGGCGCCGCCGCGCUGCUCAACUCCAUGACCCGUUCGGGCUUCCCCUACACGACGGAGCAGGUGCGCGACACGUUCGCCGCGGCGGCGGCGGCGGCGGCGGGCGGGUCCGACGGCGCGGCCGCGGCGCAGGCGGCCGCCUUCAGGAUGGCCAACGAGGGGAAGGCGUAGAGAUCGAGCAUGUGUACGUACGUGCAUGGUAAACUGGAGUGUGUGCUCCGGAGCACGGUACAUUCUUGGCUGCUGCUGUUGCUUUCAUGCAUGGCUACGACGUAAUACGUGCCUUGGUUGUGUGCGUUUGUGUGUGUGUGUGUGUUUGAGUGUUUCAUCGGUGAAGAAGACACCGAGCUAGACCUAGCUUAUUCUGGUGUGUAGUCGCUCGCUCUUGCUAUUUUUUGUCGUUUGGAUCGAUCGGUUUUUCCGCGAUGAAUGGAUGAAGCAAACUGGUAGCUCGUAUCCUAA
Molecule: messenger RNA, 1455 nt
Organism: Zea mays
Lineage: Eukaryota; Viridiplantae; Streptophyta; Magnoliopsida; Poales; Poaceae
Product: Protodermal factor 1
Exons: 3
Coding region: 79-1164 (361 amino acids)
Source: RefSeq, marked validated